AUGGGCGAUAACCCACCCUCUCGUGCCUCUCUCGAGUCUCAUCAAACGGAUCUAGAGGGUCACUAUGUUGGCCCAUCAUCCGGUGUCUCAUUCCUGAUUCGAGUGCAAAGAAAGCUGUAUAAGCAUCUGUCGCUUCCGCUCAACACACCGAUCUUCACAUUUGAAGAUACUCCGUUGCCUGUAGGCGAGUCAACCUUCAUGCUACUCCCCGUGAGAAACGAAGCAGACAUGCUCGUGGCGCGGUACUUCGAUUUUACCUUCCCUACGCAUCGAUUUCUCCACCAACAGCAGGUGGAAAGCUGGGUGGAUGAGUUCUACUGCAGCGUUUUGAAGUCCGAGGCUGUUGGCCCUGGUGUGCGAGGGAAACGGGCUUUAGUUGCGGCUUCUUUUGCGGCCUCGGAGCAACAACUCGUCGCUGAGACAGGUCCUAUUCGGUUGACUAGCGUUCAAGCACGGUUAGCACAGUGCUUCUAUCUUCUAUCUCAGUCUCGUAUCAAUCAUUGCUGGAGUCUAUUCGGGACAACGGCUCGCCUCGCAAUGGCUAUCGGUCUGCAUCGCAAUCGAAAGCGAGAGACUGGAGCUGGAGUGGAUUAUAUUGAUUCCGAGUGUCGGAAACGUGUCCUUUGGUGUGCCUACAGCCUAGACAACUAUCCCAGUGCCGCUUUGGGUCGUCCACGAAUAUUUCACGAUGACGAUAUUGAUCAAGACUUUCCUGGCGUGAUUGAUGACUCAAGAAUCUUGCGACACCAGAUCCUCCCCUCAAAAUCGACUGCACAGAGCAUAAUGCUAGCUCCCUUAUAUCACGACAAACUAUCGGUCAUUGUUGGCCGUAUAUUACGUGAUAUGUACGGACCUCAUAAAGCAACCUCUCAAGAAGAAGAAGCGGCCGCUGCUCAGCACGGUGCCGAUCUCACUCGAUGGCGACAAGAAAUCUCUGGCUUUCUUGAUUCCUCGAAUGUUGACCUUCUGAUCCUGAUAUAUCAAUGCCAAUAUACAGUUCUCAAUCUCGCUUUCUAUCAUGCACAAAUUUUGCUUUAUCGACCAUUCUUGAUAAAGCACUUUGGGAAUUUUGUCGGUCAAGAAAGAUCUCAAAAUAACGUGCGAAGUGAAACUUCCAAUCAAUAUGUCGAUGUUUGCAUCACGGCUGCAACAAAUAUUGCCGCGGUAGUUCACGAGCUCUGCGAAAAACACCGAAUGUAUAGCAUGUUCUGGUUCACCCAUUAUUACGCCUUUUCCGCCAUCAUGGUUUUAUAUGUGCGCGUCAUCCAGCUCGCUACGCAAAGCCGAAGUCCAGAGGAGACUGCCAAGUAUUUACAAAUAGGAGAGCAAUCUCAACGGGACCUGGCUAGUUGUUGCUCACAGUCAUCUUUUGUGCAACGAUAUCUCGUUGUUCUGGAGGAGCUUCGCCAUGACGCUCGAUCUGCAAUGGAACAAUAUGGUCAACAUCCAGCUUCUAAUAUCACCACAAAUAACAUAAUCUCUUUUGGUCAUGCGAACCAGAAUAUUCGGGCCAUGUACGGCCAUGAGGGCGGCCCUCCAGCCGAAUUUGAGUUUGGGAAUGGCCUAGUGCAAAUAAACAACGAUGUUGUUGAAAGUCACACUCAAGAGAAUGAGAGACUACAAGGUGCUGAUUUGUCAAUAAACCCAUCAAGGCAGUCCAAUACUUCUCAGUGGAUAGAAGCCAGGGUCCAGGAUAACUCUCCAAUGGAUGGUGAAUUCGGGAUCCCAGACUGGGAACAUCUUGAUUCUUUGGCUGUUGCAGGAAUGGGGGAAUUGGACGUUCUUUUUUUCUCAUGGUUGGCAAUCCAACGAGUGAGCCCAAUCGGUAAUUGUUCAAAGCCACGAUAUGCGAUCGGACGGUACUAG
Messenger RNA from Penicillium malachiteum, 1866 nucleotides. RefSeq names its product fungal specific transcription factor domain-containing protein. NCBI's taxonomy places the organism in Eukaryota, Fungi, Ascomycota, Eurotiomycetes, Eurotiales, Aspergillaceae. The record is from RefSeq and is a predicted model, not a curated record. The transcript has 3 exons. Gene Ontology annotation, biological process: positive regulation of transcription by RNA polymerase II; DNA-templated transcription. Bases 1 to 1866 code for a protein of 621 amino acids. Gene Ontology annotation, cellular component: nucleus. Gene Ontology annotation, molecular function: zinc ion binding; sequence-specific DNA binding.